AUGAUCAGAGAAUGGGAGAAUGGCUGUCAGAAGGUAGGAAAACAGAGGACCCAAGAAAGGAAGGCUGCAGAGGGAAUGUGGAAUAAGAACGGAACACCAGUCAGAAUAUGUACCAUGAGUGAUUCCUUUCGGGAUAAAGACUCCCUGUGCUGCCAACGGGGUCUGUGUUCGGCUUCGCCAUUGGAGAUAUGGACCAAAUUCUACAAAUCAGAUCCACGAGUUGCCCUCGGGAAAUACUCCCCCUUGGAAAAAGAGAUCCUACGUCUGGGUGGUGUUCACACCGUAGCAGCAAAACGGCUUCUGACACACAAGCAAGAGGAAGAGUGGAAGAUGCUCAAGGAGCUCCAAUCACUGUCUUCGGACUACAAGCGGGCGAUGGACUAUAGAACACAGCAUUCCCCUCCCUGUGCCACCUGUAGGCCCCUCGAAAAAAUAUGGACCGCAAAGGUGAUCGUGCCCCCAGAGGAGUUAAGAAUGCCACAGCGCGAGAAGCUCACCAUCAUCAAGCACAUAGAACGGAUGCAGCUUGCUCGAGCCCUGAGAAACAGGCAACUCUUGCCCUACAUUGAGAGGUUUCGGGGCUCUUCCUUUCUGUCCAGAGGGGGCCUGUGCCCAAAGGCGAAAGACAAGACGAGGGAAGACGAGGAUGACAAGGACUCUGAUUUCUACAGUGACACCAAGCAAGAGGCGAGAAGCAACGCAGAGAACACAGCCAUAAAAAGACAAGAAAUAAACAUGAACAUAAUUUUCAAGUCAGAGGAACCAAAAAAGUGUUUCACACACCAGCCAAAUGACCAGAAACCAUUCUUCCCCACCAAGAAAGUGGAACGCUCCAUCACGGGCUUAACCAACCGGAAUCUCCUCCCCGUAGCUGAAUUCCCUGGCGACCUAAUGCUGAUGAAUCAGGAUUUCAUAUCCCGGGGAGCCCACCCCACUGAGGGGACGAAGGUCAGCCUCCCAGGGGAAGAGAGCGUCUGGAAAGAGUACACGCACAGAGCCGCUCAUCAGGAUUAA
Molecule: messenger RNA, 1014 nt
Organism: Neomonachus schauinslandi (Hawaiian monk seal)
Lineage: Eukaryota; Metazoa; Chordata; Mammalia; Carnivora; Phocidae
Gene: C6H10orf120
Product: chromosome 6 C10orf120 homolog
Exons: 3
Coding region: 1-1014 (337 amino acids)
Source: RefSeq, a predicted model, not a curated record